AAGACCGAAUUAAUCAAACACAUUUUUCAGUGUGAAUUUCAUUUUUCAUUGGUGAAAAAUAAGCCAUGGAAUCAGAACACUAUCUCUCACACAGGAAACAUCAUUCCACAAUAUUUAAAUUAAUCUCUUCAUUUCUAUCACACCACAUAAACAUUUCACACACCAAACGUUCUUUGUCUUCCUCAAACACCUCUUCUUUGUGACAUUUCAUCAAACACAUUCUAUUCAUGGCUCCACCUGCUAUAUCCUAUCGUCAUCUACAUGGAUUCAAACAUGCGAUUAUAAUCACUGUAGUUUUCAUCCUUUUCCUCUCGAUGUUACCUUCUAAAUCAGGUGGAUCAGUCAUAGGGUCAAAGCCUCCAACUUGUUUAAACAAGUGCAUGAAUUGUAAGCCUUGCAUGGCAACAUUGGUAGUUCCAAAUAAUCAAAAAAGAAUAAAGGGUAGAAUCUUAGAGUCAUUUCGUGGGGAUCAAGAUGAUGAUGAUACCUAUUACCUUCUCACAUGGAAAUGUCAAUGUGGAAAUAAGUUGUUUCAACCUUGAUUCAAUAUUAUUCAUAGCAACACUAUUUGUCACAAAUUAUUAUUCCUAUAUAUAUUUAUGAAUCAAGAAAGGUAUGCUUGGUUGAGGACAGGUGAGGUUAAAAAUUGUUUUUUACUAUGUAUAACAAUAAAGAAAUUAAGCUUCUUGUUCAAAUUUAAUUAUAUAUGUCUUAACUUUUUUUUUAUUUGUGAUU
Molecule: messenger RNA, 735 nt
Organism: Cicer arietinum (chickpea)
Lineage: Eukaryota; Viridiplantae; Streptophyta; Magnoliopsida; Fabales; Fabaceae
Source: RefSeq, a predicted model, not a curated record